AUGUCUGAAACAAAUGACUCGAGUGAAAAUAUGCAAAGUGAAAGAGAGAAGGCACUUGCGGGACUUCCAUAUUUGGCUUAUUCCAAAGAAUUAAUUAAUGAUCGAUUAAAAACUAGAGAAAUCCUUUAUGAAUAUAAUAAUUCCAAACCAGUUAGUGUUGGUACUGUUGAAUAUCGUGAAGGUAGAGAAAGAAUGAUUCGGCAAUUAUUUGGUAGUGCUGGUGAAAAUGUUGAAGUUGAGCCGCCAUUCUAUUGUGAUUAUGGAUAUAAUAUUCAUGUUGGGAACGAUUUUUAUUGUAAUUUUAAUUGUACGAUAUUGGAUUGUAAUAAAGUCGAAAUUGGAGAUCGUGUUUUGUUUGGUCCAAAUGUUUCCCUUUACCCCGCAACUCAUCAUAUAGAACCCGAAGAAAGGGCGAAAGGCCCUGAAUUAGCUUUUCCCAUAAAGGUUACUAAAAAUGUCCCAUCUUAUGUGGUCGUCGCCGGUAAUCCUGCUAAAAUUAUUAAACAUAUAGAAAGGAAAACAGAUAAAAUUUAA
This is a messenger RNA of Funneliformis geosporum, 534 nucleotides long. The record is from the annotation of a GenBank genome assembly. Lineage: Eukaryota; Fungi; Glomeromycota; Glomeromycetes; Glomerales; Glomeraceae.